This is a messenger RNA of Planococcus citri (citrus mealybug), 1899 nucleotides long. RefSeq names its product lipase 1-like. The record is from RefSeq and is a predicted model, not a curated record. Gene Ontology annotation, molecular function: hydrolase activity, acting on ester bonds. NCBI's taxonomy places the organism in Eukaryota, Metazoa, Arthropoda, Insecta, Hemiptera, Pseudococcidae. Gene Ontology annotation, biological process: lipid metabolic process. Bases 155 to 1420 code for a protein of 421 amino acids. The transcript is spliced from 8 exons.
UAGAGAGAUCUUCGUCCUCACGUAGUACCUACAAAAGUUAUUAUUACUUAGUAAGUAUUUUUACCUAUUACAAGGUUAUCGAAAAUAUUUUAUAAGACACUUAAAAAUCCAUUUCCGUAUCCAAAAGAUGUUCAUUUCCAAAUCGUAACUUGUGAUGAAAACCGCACCAGGGACAUGUGCGGAGUUGUUCGCGUUUUCUUUUCGAGUUUCAAACUUACUCCGCCUAGAAGAGUUGUCUAGCAUGUAUCGCGUUCUUCUGGUUUUAAUCUUAACCCAGACAGCUGUUUAUGGUCAAUCUAAUGAAACUGAUUUAACAUUUAUGACUACGCCUGAAUUAUUAACUCACUGGGGAUAUGAAGUCGAAAGUCAUACCAUCAAGACAGAAGACCACUAUCUUUUGACCAUACAUCGAAUACCAAAUCGAAAGAGUAAAUAUUAUCCCAUCUUGGUACAACAUGGAAUUCUAAUGGCUUCUGAUAGUUGGGUACUCAGAGGACCUAAAGAAGACUUGGUUUUACUACUGGCUGAUGCAGGUUUCGAUGUUUGGUUGGCAAACACCAGGGGUAAUUAUUACUCCAAAAGCCACGCAACGUAUAAAAAUGUGCAGAAACGAUUCUGGAAUUUUGGAUGGAACGAAUUAGGCUUAUACGAUAUCCCAUGCAUGAUCCGACACGUCCAAAGAAUCACCGGGCAGUCAAAAAUUGUCCACAUGGGCCACUCAAUGGGCACAACAUCAUUUUACACAAUGCUCACCAAAAAACCAGAAAUGAACGAGAAAAUAUUCGCUCACGUUUCUCUGGCUCCGGUUGCCUACAUGGAUCACAUGAAAUCGUUGAUCGUUUUACGACCGAUCGUCAAGUUGAUUCAUCAGCUGAUUGCGCUUCAAAAUCGAUUAAAAUUAUACGAUUUAUUCGCUCGGGACGUCCGGCUGACCAAGCUGAUCCAGAAGAUUUGUAACGUAAACGAACAGAACAAACGAUCGUGUUACAGAAUAGUGUUUCAUUUCAUCGGAUUUGAUUAUUCUCAACUUCGAGAGGAAGACUUUGAUCGGUUCAUGGGUCAUUUCCCAUCAGGAGCUUCGGCCGGAAUGCUUUUACAUUAUUUCCAAAAUGCGAUUUCAAGAGAAUUCAGAGAGUUCGACUACGGACACGUGUUGAAUUUGGAAAAAUACGGUACACCUGUUCCACCUCUUUAUAAUCUUACUAAGGUCACCGCCCCAGUAUACAUUUACUACAGCACCAACGACUACCUAUCUCACAACUUGGAUGUUGAAAGAUUAGCCAAAAAGUUACCAAAUGUCAAGAAGAAGUAUCUAGUUCCGUAUAAAUAUUUCAACCACAUGGAUUACAUUUGGGCUAAAGAUGCUAAGAAGUUGCUCUUCGACGAUGUCAUCGAAACUAUGAAAGAUUUCCUCUUGUAAUUCGAUCUGUGAUAACGAACUGAGAACCAUUUUUUUUUUCGAGAUUGAUCCAGAUCUAUUCUCGAUCUUAUCAUUUAAGCUUUGAAGGAUCUCAUUAAUAUUGUAUUUAAUUAGAAUACUUACCUACGUGUAGUUUUUCUCGGCGGAUUUAGCAACGUUAUGAGGAAAAAUUCAACCCGGUAUGGAUUAAAAAGAGUGAGUUUUGUGAGAUUUAUUCGAAUGCUGGGAGUAUUUGAAAGAAAAUGAAUUCGAAGAGAGAAGUUUCAAAGUUGAUGGUAUGCAUGGACCAUGGAGAGAAGCAAAAUGACCAGCUUUAAUGGAUAGAGUAGACGAUGAAAGGUCGGUUUUAGAUAUUUUCCAAAAUAAAACUGUCAGAAGAGCCAAUUCAUAAAUUAUUUCCUACUAACUACUAGUUUCUGGCUUACUACACGAUUUUGAAAGUCAAUAUUUCAAAAUCAAAGAUCAUUAUUUCGAACCUU